AUUGGAGUUGGAGGGAAUACUAAACGAAAAACAUCUCCUUUCUCUCUGAUUUCGGUUCCCGCCAUCUCUACUCUCUCACUCUGCGAACUUAAGCAUUUCAAUCUGUAAAAUCAAUAUCCUUCUACUUCGUUCAUUUUCGAAACUCCGGAGCUCAGCGCUCGCGCUCUUCAGCUACCAAUGGCAAAACCUGGAGAAGAUGACCUAUUGGAAGGCCUAGAAAUCACUUCCAUUGGAUCUCUAUACAAAGGUUCUUGGGACAAGAAGUACUGGAGCAGCUCUAGGGUUAGGGUAAAGAUCGGUAUCCUUAUCCUGUCGGGUAUCAAGUCAUAAGAGCUCAUAAUGGGAACAUGUAUAAGAUGGAAAUUCAUGAAGGUCUUAAGGGUCCAUUGUUUGUGAUUACUUCUGAUGGACAUUCAUGUUCUGGCCAAACUCCAGAUAUUGCAUGGGAGAAAUGCCAAAAGAAAGGUUUUACUCGCAUGAAGAUUUGGCAUGGAAAGAGAUUCUCAUGCAAGAUAGAUGGGGUGGAGUUUUUUGGGUUUAAAAAUCCAUUAGUCCAAAGAUUACUUCGGGAAUUGGUGGCAAAUGUCAAUGGAAGAGCAGAGCAAAGUUCCCAUUUCUGCAAUAGCACUUCUAAAACUGAGGAUUACAGUCGACUCUCAGAUGAAUGUACAUAUCCUGAUCUGCUACCAUAUCUUAAAAUUCCAAAUAAAGGGAAGAGAACUAGAAAACAUGAAAUCUUAAUCACGAAGUCAGUCGGCAUGGGUAGACUUAAAAGAUCCCGACCUCAAGAUCUCAUUUGUGAUUCUGAUGCACCAGCUUUAGGACAAGGGAAUCAGAAGAAUGAUAAUCUUGGAUGUUUCAUGCCUCCCACUUCUCCAGAAAAAGAGUAUGGUGUUCAUAAACAUCCAGGAGCUUUAGCCUUGUCACCGCACUUAAUAUCUGGAGCUAUAGAAGAAAUGAGCCACUUCUCAGUCAAAGAGGGGCCACUAUUGAAUUCUGUUGACCUCUCCAAGAUGAAGGAAGCUGUCCCUACUCAAGAAGAGAGGGAACCUGAUGCUUCAGAAAAUUGUAAAUCUGCUGGAGUAGCUAACAACUUGCCUGAAGGGGAAGAACCUCUUUGUAGAUUUCCAGAUACUGAGUUAGAGGAGUUCAAUGUUCAAAAUGUAGCAGAAGAGGAAAAUAGAAGUGCAGUAGCUCGAAAAGACUGCUUAGUACUUGGUGAUGGUCUUUGUGCACCGGAUACUUUAGAUCUUACGCAAGAUAAUACUUCUAGUCCUGCUCCAAGUCCCCAACAUAAAGGUGUAUACAAUGAGAAAGAAGAGUUAAUUGCAGCCGACACGGUCAUUUCUGAAGAACUGGUGACCGAAUCACAUCCACAGGAAGAAACAGGCACAUCUAACACAAAUGCAAGUUCUGAAAAGAGUGAUUAUGAUUCAGUUGGUCAGGAAAUCGCCAAGUCAAUGAUGACGCUUCUGCUUCCGCAAGCAGUUCCUCUGCUCAAAAUGGUGUCUAGGAAGAAAAAGGCUUCAAAUAGCCCUUCAAAGGUUUUUAGUUGUACGGUGAAGUCUCAGUUGGAAAAUAAUGAAGCCAGAUACUCUGCAGAUGUUCCCUCUCCUGUUUUAACACUUACUGAGACUGCCCAUAUGGAAAAGGAAGAAAGGAUGAUCCAAAGUAGAGUUCUUGAUUUAGUUGGACCAAGUUUUGGACAUACCAAGUCUGUUGUUCUUGACAGUUUUGAGGAUGAUCAAUGUGGAGAGCUUGUUACUAAGGAGGUGAAAUUGUCUCAUGAUACUGCUGAAGGCAAUCAUUUCACUUUUGAUAAAGACAGGUGUCCUCCCAACUCUUGGGGACAGCUUGUUGUACAGAAUGACUCAUCAUUUUCUCAUGUUAAGACCAGUGGGAACAAAGAUGUCUUUUGUUAUGAUGAAUUACACAUGACUUUGAAUGAAAAGCCUCAAGAGGGAGGUGAAUGUAUAUCUGAGUCCAUCUCAGCUUGUGCAAUGGCCAGCAAUGACAUCAAUGGUCGUGCUAAGUUGGACGAAAACCCAAUAGAAGUUGAAAUCCAUUCCAAGGAAAAGCACCUCAAAAUUGUAAAUGAUUGCACUGAAGCUCACCCAGAUACUCAUGUUUCUACAACUACUGAAACAACUGACACCAACCAAAGAAGCAUGGUUGAUUCUUCAAAAAUAUCAUCAAAGGAAAUAAGUUUUGAGAGAGGGGAUGCUGAACCUGGCAUUAUGUUCUUUAGUCAAAUACCAAAUAAGGUCUAUACCCGAAAAAGGGCUCGAAAUGUGAAUCUGUUGGCAAGGAAGGAUGACGUUCCACUCUCAGAAAGUAUCAUAUUUAGAAACUUUGGAGAGGAUCUUGACCCUGAAAACAAUCCUGCCACAGGAACUUUGCUUGCCUCAGAGAUUCAUCAAAUGAGCUCUUCUAAUGACAAACCAUGCUAUCAUGAUUUAUUGGGAGUUCAAGCCAGGCUUGGUGGACAAUCCUGUGGGUCUCACACUGAGAAUACCACUGAUUCCAAAAUUUCAACUAACAGUAUGGCUCCUGCUAUAUCACAAAGUCACGCAUUGGCAUUUGCCUCCGAUGAGAAGGAUACUUCAAAUGUUUUUCAGCAAUCUGUUUCACAUGUAGAAAAAUCUGAAGCCCAUCUUGACAAGAAGGCGGUUGGGCACAAGAAUAUUGUAGAUUCAAACAGUCCCGCAUUGAUUCUGAAUCAGAACACCGGUUUCGGUGGAAAUAACAGUUUGAUGGCUAAAGGAGUUCAAGAUGGUGUAGACACAAAACUUUGCAGGAAGUUGAAGCUUAAUAAUGAGCUAAGAGGCAUUGUUGAGCUUGUGGGAUGCUAUGUCCAUCCCAUGCCUAUUUUGUCACUAUCUUUGAGCACCAAAGGGAAUGAAAUCUGCAUUUGUGUUUCAUGUGGCCUUCUGACGGACAGAGACAGAAACAUUUUCAUAUACAGGUUAGCAAUCCAGGAACCAAGAGUUGGAUGCCCUUCUUUCGUUGGGCACACAUCCAUAAUAUUGCCAAUUCACAAAGAUUACUUUGGUAGAGAAGUUGAACUGGAAAGAUCUGGUUUGCACUUUGCUCCAGAUGGCCAGCAUCUUGUUUUACUUGACAGCAUAAAAACACCUUAUUGCAGGGAAGGGAGAAUUCAGUGCUUGUGUUCAACAUGUAAAUCAGAUUGUUUGGAGGAGAACACAGUGAAGAUUGUGCAAGUAAAAUUCGGUUAUGUUUCAGUUGUUGUAAAAUUGAAAGCAGUUGAGAUCUUGCAUUGUAUAUUGGUUUGUGAACCCAGCCAUCUUGUCGCUGUUGGAGAGAGUGGGAGACUGCAUCUGUGGGUUAUGAAUUCAGCAUGGAGUGCACAGACAGAGGAAUUCAUUUUACCGGCUAACAAUUACGCCUCUCCUGGCCUAAUGGAGUUGAAGGGAAUUCCAAAGUGUGCUUCUCUAGUUGUGGGUCAUAAUGGUGUUGGGGAAUUCAGUAUAUGGGAUAUUUCUAAGCGCAUCUGUCUAUCAAGUUUUUCUGCUCCAAGCACUUCAAUUUAUCAAUUCUUUCCAAUUAGUUUGUUUAAUUGGAACAGCAAGUACCAUGUUUUCAGCAACUCUAAUGUUGAGGAACACAUCAAUGGGAUUAUGGCUGCAACAAAAAUGUGGUUCUCAGACAACAGUGCGAAUAAUUCUUUUCUUUCAUUUGAGGGUGAAGAUAUUGCUGUCUGGCUCCUUGUCUCAACUAUCUCAGACUCUGAUGCUCAACAUGACUAUAUACCAAGUUAUUACCAGAAUCAUUCAGUGGGAGGGUGGAGGCUGGCUCUACUGGUGAAAGAUAAGGUUGUACUGGGAUGUGCACUAGAUCCAAGGGCUUCUGCUGUUGGUGCAUCAGCUGGUCACGGGGUUAUUGGCACAUGUGAUGGACUUGCAUACAUGUGGGAAUUGGCAACUGGAGCUAAACUUGGCACGUUGCAUCAUUUCAAAGGUGGCAGUAUUUCAUGUGUUGCUACAGAUGAUUCAGGGGCAGGUGCUUUGGCAGUAGCUAGUGAUGGAGGUCAGUUGCUGGUUUAUCGGCAAAAUCUGCAUGCUGAAAAUUAAACAUUUUUCAAAUUAACAAGCGAACACGCAUACCAGUUUUUGCUCUAAUGUUCUUUGUUGAGAUCCUUGAUAUUCAUAAGGCCAUGCAGUCUAGAUUCCCAAAGUUUUCAUUCAGUUUAUCAAGAUGUGAAUGGUUCUUAAAAGGAACAAGAAGACGUACAGACCUGUUUUUGCUCAAAUGUUUUAUUCUGUGAGCUGCCAGCUCGGGAAACUUGGUAUUAGUGACGGAAUGCUUCCUAGAUCCCUAGAGGUAAGUGUAUGCUCCAUUGACCUUAAAUGUACACACAGCAAACUGGGUUCAUUUUGAAAUGGUGAAUAUUGGUUCUUCUUUUGAUAGACUGUCUGCUUCUUAAUAAAUAAUCAAGUUCCCUCUUUUCUGAUUCA
Carya illinoinensis is the source of this 4475-nucleotide messenger RNA. RefSeq lists its product as uncharacterized. Lineage: Eukaryota; Viridiplantae; Streptophyta; Magnoliopsida; Fagales; Juglandaceae. The coding region runs from base 348 to 4091 and encodes 1247 amino acids. Gene Ontology annotation, cellular component: nucleus. Gene Ontology annotation, molecular function: protein binding. The record is from RefSeq and is a predicted model, not a curated record. The transcript has 14 exons. Gene Ontology annotation, biological process: regulation of cell cycle.